Messenger RNA from Coccinella septempunctata (seven-spotted ladybird), 1860 nucleotides. It is a transcript of the gene Pus10, whose product is annotated as tRNA pseudouridine synthase Pus10. Bases 83 to 1753 code for a protein of 556 amino acids. Gene Ontology annotation, biological process: tRNA pseudouridine synthesis. Lineage: Eukaryota; Metazoa; Arthropoda; Insecta; Coleoptera; Coccinellidae. The record is from RefSeq and is a predicted model, not a curated record. The transcript is spliced from 8 exons. Gene Ontology annotation, molecular function: RNA binding; pseudouridine synthase activity.
UAACAUAACCUCAAUGUUUCCGUACUCUGCAAGUGUUUGCACAGCUUUUAUUUUAGAGUAGUAACAGAAUCUCUGAGUUAUUAUGACUAGGAAUAUGGGUGAUGUGCUAUUGGAAUUGAAGCGAAUUGGAUGUUGUAGUCGCUGCUGUUUACGUUUUUUGGGAGAAAAAUUUUCUAAUUUUGAAGAACCGGAGAAAUCCUUAAAAGAUUUAAUGCCAUCGUUGGAGGUAGAAGACAUAAAAAUUCAGUGUUCUCCAUGUAUUGCUUGUUUAGGUCUUUUAGAGAAUACUGUUUUAGAGCAAUUGUUCAGGCUCUCUUGUUGGCACGAUAUCAAAGAUCAUGAAACUGAUGUAUAUAAAAUAAACUUCCAUCUACCACCGAACAUAGCUAUAAGAGAGAAAGCUAUACAAUUACAUAUCAAGCAGAAAUUUGGGGACUUUUUUAAAGAACAUAAUUUGGAGGAGAACACACCACAUAUUAAUGUUAUUUUCAAACAAGCCUUCAAGUCCAAUAUAGAUAAAUACUGUGGAAAAAAAUAUGAUAGUCAAAGCACCUAUCAGCUAUGGGUUACAGUACAUCAUGAAGAUAAUGAAAAGGAAGUGAAAAUAUUGGAACUCUUGGAUUCUUUCACUUACAGAAAAAGAAAAUACUUGGGAGAUAAAAUUUACAGCAAGAAUGCUGUCAGUAAUACUUUGUCAACCUGUGAUGAAAAGCUCUUUUUGAAGUCUUUCGAAGUACCACCUCGUAUUCCUGUUUCUCCAAUCCGUAUUGAUUCUGAAGUGAAAGUUGAAACGUUACCAAUCUUUUUCUGUGGAAGAUAUUGUAAAUAUUCCCGAUUAUUGAGUCAAACUCCUUGGAAUCUAGAAACUUCAUCUACAGAUAAAGAAGAAGAAAAUAUAAUAGAGGCAGAAAAUGAGUCUUCAAUCAAUUCUUUCAUCCAUUGUGUUCAGGAUAUAAUAUUUGAUGGAAUUCACGAGGUCUUUGGAUUUGACAAAGAAAAAAUGACUUUCACUGCGAGUGGACGGGAAGAUACUGAUGUAAGGUGUCUAGGAAGUGGAAGACCAUUUUAUGUCAAAAUUGACUGUAUAAAGAAAAACUUUCCACCAGAAAUGUUCAGAAAAUUAGAAGAAAUUGUAAAUAAGUCCCCAGAUAUUUCAAUUUUUGAUAUGCAGAUUACUGACAGGAAUGGAACGAAGGAAGUGAAGUUCGGAGAAGAAAAGAAAAAAAAGACCUAUAGCGUCUUAUGCUUGAUAAGAGACUGUAGUUGUACUGAAGAAAUUGUGGAAAAAAUAAAUCAAUUAGGUUGUAAAAAUCUAACAAUAGAACAAAUGACACCAAUCCGUGUGGCACAUCGAAGAUCACUGAUUGCUAGGAAGAAGAAUAUUCAUUUUAUGAAAGCCGUCAGUAUAAAAGGUCAUCAGAGCCUUAUUCAUUUGACGAUGCAGACACAAGCGGGAACUUAUGUCAAAGAAUUCAUUCAUGGCGAUUUUGGACGAACGUCUCCUUGUUUGGCUAGUUUGGUUGAAGCAGACGUUGAUAUAUUUCGCCUUGACGUCAUUGGAAUAGACUUGGAUUGGCCUAAGCACAUAAAUAGUGUACCGCAUCCAGCCUUGAUGAUGGUAAUCAAUAGUAUAAACCCAAUUUCUAAAAAUCACGAAGCAAUCAGAGAAUCAGUUCUGAUUAAUGAUAAGAAAGAAGGCAUGUUACAUCUAGAAGAGAAUGGAAGUGAAAAAUCUAUUCCUGUCAAUAGUUGAUUCAUGAAAUGUAAUAUUUCUUAUGAAAUAAUCAUUUUUACCCGGGCAGUUUUUGUCAUCCUGACUCGAUGUUAUUGUUUGAUUAAUUAAAGACUCAGAAAUAUUGA